This is a messenger RNA of Drosophila biarmipes, 444 nucleotides long. RefSeq names its product keratin-associated protein 19-2. The transcript is spliced from 2 exons. The record is from RefSeq and is a predicted model, not a curated record. Bases 1 to 333 code for a protein of 110 amino acids. NCBI's taxonomy places the organism in Eukaryota, Metazoa, Arthropoda, Insecta, Diptera, Drosophilidae.
AUGAAGUACCCAACAUUGUCUUUGCUGCUGUGCUGCCUGCUGGCCGGAGUUCUGAGUGCCCCCCAGUUUCCGGGGUCGGGCUUUGGCUACGGAUUUGCACCCUACGGAGGAUACGGCGGAUAUGGAGGAUACGGAGGAAGCUAUUCGUCGGCCAGUGCCGCAGCGAGCAGCAGUGCGGGAGGAUAUCAGGGGGGAUUCGGUUACCCGGGAUACGGAGGCUACGGAGGCUUCGGCGGAGGAUAUGGCGGUGGCUACCAGCAGCAGUACAACCAGUUCAGCAACUACAACAACUACGGAUCUUCCGGCUACGGAGGCUACCCAUUCGGCCGAUGAGUUGGGAAAAAACAGCGCGUAGCUGCUGGAAAUUUCUGCCCCUGUUUUGUUUGGUUUCUUUAUUUGGCUUUUAGUGUGAUGGAGGUCAAUAAAACGUAAAUACCCAAAUGA